GAUUUAAUUCUCUGAGAGGUAGAAUCUAUUUUUGUAUCUCACACAGCGCCGUUUCAACUGUGUUCGACAUCCAUUGGCCGUUCUUUCCGAAACAAUUUCAAGAUAGAAUUUUUCUUUCCUCUUCAGUAAGUGUUAGUGAAGAAACUGUCAAUCAUGUGGAUGCAACGCACCAAUCCAGUCGUUAGUGCCAUCAUUUCCAAUGGGGCAUUUUCUCAGCAGAACCGUAACAUGGCCACAUUGAAAGCCAUUUCAAUUCGGCUUAAAUCAGUUAAAAAUAUUCAAAAAAUUACCCAAUCAAUGAAGAUGGUAUCCGCUGCCAAAUACGCACGUGCCGAACGUGAAUUGAAACAAGCCCGUCCAUACGGUGAGGGUGCAACGAAAUUUUAUGCGGUUGCCGAAAUUGAACCACCAAAAGAAAAUCCAAAAGAGCUCCUUGUUGCUGUCACAUCUGACAGAGGUCUUUGUGGUGCUGUUCACACUGGUGUUGCACGUUCCAUUCGUAACGAUCUUCAAUCGCGUACAGAAAGUACCGAAAAUACGAAAAUCGCUUGUGUCGGUGACAAAAGCCGUGCAAUUUUACAACGUUUGUUUGCCGACAAAUUCAUAUUUGUUGGCAAUGAAGUCGGCCGUAUUCCACCAAAUUUUUUGGACGCAUCGAAAAUUGCCAAUGAAAUUCUGGGAUCUGGUUAUGAUUACACCCAUGGUCAAAUCGUUUAUAAUAAAUUCAAAAGUGUUGUUUCAUAUGCAUGUAGCGCGGUGCCAAUUUUCAGCUUGAAAGCCGUUGAAACAUCAGAAAAGUUGGCCGUUUACGAUUCACUAGAUGCUGAUGUACUUAAGGAUUAUCUUGAAUAUUCAUUGGCCUCGCUUUUAUUCUAUACAAUGAAAGAGAGUGCCUGCUCAGAACAGUCAUCACGUAUGACUGCCAUGGACAAUGCGUCAAAGAAUGCCGGUGAAAUGAUUGACAAACUUACUCUUACAUUCAAUCGUACUCGACAAGCUGUCAUCACCCGUGAAUUGAUUGAAAUUAUUUCCGGUGCCGCUGCAUUGGCCUAAAAUAUCCAUCCAAACUAGUCAACACUUUUAAAUCGAUCAACUUAUCUAAAUUAUUUUUGUUUAAAAUUUCUUGUACACGAACCAAAGGAACCAAAAAAAAAAAAAAUUACUAUUAUCUUUGUGACAAUCAAAUGACAAUUCAAAAUACGAAUAAAUUUAGUCAAUGUUCAACAACCAUCGUA
Molecule: messenger RNA, 1235 nt
Organism: Contarinia nasturtii (swede midge)
Lineage: Eukaryota; Metazoa; Arthropoda; Insecta; Diptera; Cecidomyiidae
Product: ATP synthase subunit gamma, mitochondrial-like
Exons: 4
Coding region: 154-1053 (299 amino acids)
Biological process (GO): proton motive force-driven ATP synthesis
Molecular function (GO): proton-transporting ATP synthase activity, rotational mechanism
Source: RefSeq, a predicted model, not a curated record